Molecule: messenger RNA, 1179 nt
Organism: Camelina sativa (false flax)
Lineage: Eukaryota; Viridiplantae; Streptophyta; Magnoliopsida; Brassicales; Brassicaceae
Product: F-box/kelch-repeat protein At3g04660-like
Molecular function (GO): protein binding
Source: RefSeq, a predicted model, not a curated record
AUGGGAAGAGUCAGGACGAGGAAAGAGACGGCCGAGAAGAAUCGAAAACGUUCAGAGAAACAAGAUGAAACCCAUCCGUUGCCUUUUAUACCUCGUGAACUGAUAGUAGAGAUACUCGUGAGAGUUCCGGCAAGAUCAAUAGCCAGAUUCAUCUGCGUUUCAAAACUCUGGUCAUCCAUAGUCCGCAGCCAACAUUUUACCAAGUCGUACCAGCUGCUGAUGACUCGAAGAUCUGACCCGACUCGCCCGCGUCUUCUUUUCUCACUCUGUCACCCCAUGAAGACGCAGCAAUUAUUCUUAUCCCAGCAAGAUCCAUCUUCUGAUCAUCACAGGGUCAACAUAAGUAUGCGUCAUCCGACUCCUUGGUAUGAAUUUUCAAUACCCGUCCGCGGCUUGAUCUGCUGUCAAUAUGAUGGUAAUAAAGUGAUGAUUUGGAAUCCUAGCACGGGACAGUUGUUACCUUUACCAAGAAUCAAAUCUAGGAGAAGAGGUUUAUUCUCCUUUUUUGGAUAUGAUCCCGUGAAUGGUGUUUACAAAGUGUUGUGCAUGACGGUACUACGUGUAAGAAAUCGAUUCCGUAAGUCACAAGUUGUGUCCGAGGAGCAUCAAGUUUUCACUCUAGGAGCUAAUCAACAAUGGAGAAGUAUCGAAUGUAAGCAUCCUCAUCUUCCUCCUCGUAAUACUAAAGGGAUAUGCAUAAAUGGGGUUGUUUAUUAUCAUGCUUGGAUCAGAAGUGAAAGAUUUUUGAUAUCCUUUGAUCUGAUAUCUGAAGAGUUUAAUGUCAUUAAGUCACCAGCUGACUGUUGGUUCCAAAACCUAGUGAACUACAACGGAAAGAUAGCUUUAACUACAGCCAUGCAGAUUGACCAUAUAUUUCGCCUGUGGGUUCUGAAAGAUGCCUGCAGCGAAAAAAAAUGGUAUAGAAUAUCUUCGCCUGCGAUUUCUUCUCGUUCUUGGCAAGAAUUAGCUGGGAAGGUUUCCUUCGAGCUCAGGGGUACACUUAGUACCGGCGAGCUUAUAUUUGCACCCCUCAGACCCAUUAACCCGGUCCAUUUGAUCAGUUUUGAUCCCAAAAGAAACAAGGCCAAAAAAGUUGUGGUUGAAGGACUUGGAGAUAACUUUUCUUCUCUCGAAGUUUAUUUGGAUCAUGUAGAGAGUCCUAUGUUUCUCUUCUGUUAA